AUGUUCUCGGAAUAUGCCUCACGCUUCCUCGCCCAGUCACAGUCGCGAGUAGCAUCUCGUCCAGACGAACUUCAAAGAACUGGCCGUGCCCACCCUAACCAGCGUCAGGGCAGUUCACGGAAUCCGCCGUCACGCUCCUUUUUAAGGACUGGGGAUCCUUAUCGGCCUGGUGCUUCUCAGAUCUCCAACUUCCCAUUUGCCUCCCGGGUGUCAGCCCAGCAAGCUCCUCUGUUCUACAGUGCCACGGAUGAGUUUCGGGAAGAAGACGAUGAAACGGAGCGUGAGCGUGAGAUUGCCGAUUUUUAUGCAUUACAAAGAUCACGGCGACACUUUGGAGACAGUCACUUGAAAGAGUCCUCUGAACUUGAUGAUGAUUCAGAACGCUCGGUAGGAUUUGACGAGGGUCACUUGCCAUACGACGAAGAUCGCCCCGGCAAUGGGAAGGGAAUCAAGAGCUCAUGGCGAGGGGAGAAAGGCGCUUCCGCUCCUCAUCGAUCUCGGAUCGAAGCUGUGGCAGAACUGACAGAGCUAGAACCGGGGCCUAGUUCCAGCCCAGACAAUGCUAAAGUCCGAGAGAAUCUGGUUGACAUAGGACUAGAGGACUCCAUUCGAGAUAUCCUGGAUCAGGAUGACCGAGGCCCUUCUGAUUACCUAGGUGAUGAACCGCCUAUCCAACGCUUUCGAGAAAGACCAGUAUCCAAGCGAGAUCACUUUGGGCUUAAUCGGUUCGAAGCUUCUGCGGAACAUGCCAAACCACUUCCCUCUAAUGGCCCGCGACCACCGAGCUCGGCAGGUUCAUUUCCGACGUCUAUCUCGCCGCUCGCAUCUGAAGCCUCUGUACAUGAUUCCUUUUGGGGUCAGUUGUUUUUGAUAUCCCUUGCCGGUCUAUUUGCCACGGCAUUUCUUGUCUAUUUACACACGUCCACUCCAUCCGGAGAUCAGCGGAAGUGGGGGGACACGAUCUACUUCACUGUCCACCGCUCUUUUUUUCUGCUUGGAAUUUAUACCCUGAUCUCGAUCUUCGUGUCGCUUGUUUGGCUUGCUUUGCUGCGAUCCUACGUGCGACUUCUAGUCUACCUAAUUAUCGUCGCUGUCCCCGUCAUUUUAUACUCAUUCUCCUUAUACCCCUUUAUCUCGAGCUUCAAGGGUGAAUGGCAUGGGUCUAGUGUUCAGGACAAGGCCAUGCGCUGGGGCUCACUUGUCCCAUUCCUGAUGGCGAGCCUCUGGAUUUACAACGUUGUGCAGGGUCGUCAGUCCAUCGGCAAAGCGAUCGGUGUGCUUGAAUUCUCCUGUCGCAUUCUGGCUGCGAAUCCGGAGCUUCUUGCCUUGGGACUAGGUGUGCUUGCUUGUGUCGUCUCAUGGACCUGGAUAUGGAUGCUCAUGUUCACCCGCGUGUUCCUGGGAGGCCACCUGGCUCAAUCAAGUUCCUUCAUUAUAGACAUAAGCAGUUGGUGGCUGGGCGUUUAUUUUGUGAUAGUCUACUUGUGGUCAAUUGGCGUGAUAGCUGGUAUCCAGCGUGCCGUCACGGCAGCCACGGUCAGUCAAUGGUAUUUUCACAGACUAGCAAGUCCAGCACCCACCUCCAGACAAAUCGUCCACGCUGCCAUCGUUCAUGCUGCCACGACACUGUUCGGUACGAUCUGUCUGUCUCGACUUCUCAGUCUAUUGAUUCGGCUCCCUCUGCUCUUGCUCCCCAGCCGCGUAUCUUCGUUGCUGAGUCUCUUUGCCUACUCCCUUAUUCCAAGUCCCAUUGCCUUUCUCACCAACCCCCUCGCCCUCACCUAUGGAGCCAUCCAUUCACAGCCACUGGCCGCCUCUGCACGCGGACUGAGCCAGAUGGCGGUUCUUGCUCCGUCGGCCGCUUCAUCGUCACUUCAUCCCCGAGCCUAUUCUCGCUCACCUGAGGCCUCGGCUUCACUACUCUCCUACCGACUCUCUAAGCUGAUCCUCCACGCUGCACGCUUCAUGAUGUCAUUAGCGUUGGGGUUUGGUGGCUGGGUCACCACUGCCCGUAGCCUGACCACUGUCGCUACCGGCAAUACGAUUCGGGGUAGUUUAUAUGCCUAUGUCGUUGGUCUUAUUGCGGGCAUGAUUGGCUGGAGUAUCCUUGGUGCCAUGGAAAGUGUCAUUGCAGACAUUGUGGAUGCUUCAGUGAUCUGCUGGGCGAGUGAGGUAGGUAUUCACGGACGUGAGGCCCGGUAUUGCCGUGAGGCUGGAUGGCUCUUUGGUGACUCAAAUUCCGAUUUCCAAUCUGAUUAUCGAGAAGUCUGA
This is a messenger RNA of Penicillium longicatenatum, 2271 nucleotides long. RefSeq lists its product as uncharacterized. Gene Ontology annotation, biological process: transmembrane transport. NCBI's taxonomy places the organism in Eukaryota, Fungi, Ascomycota, Eurotiomycetes, Eurotiales, Aspergillaceae. The transcript has 2 exons. Gene Ontology annotation, cellular component: plasma membrane. Gene Ontology annotation, molecular function: transmembrane transporter activity. The record is from RefSeq and is a predicted model, not a curated record. The coding region runs from base 1 to 2271 and encodes 756 amino acids.